This is a messenger RNA of Antrostomus carolinensis (chuck-will's-widow), 1222 nucleotides long. It is a transcript of the gene PCYT1A, whose product is annotated as phosphate cytidylyltransferase 1A, choline. Gene Ontology annotation, biological process: CDP-choline pathway. The transcript is spliced from 9 exons. The record is from RefSeq and is a predicted model, not a curated record. Gene Ontology annotation, cellular component: endoplasmic reticulum. Gene Ontology annotation, molecular function: choline-phosphate cytidylyltransferase activity; phosphatidylcholine binding. Lineage: Eukaryota; Metazoa; Chordata; Aves; Caprimulgiformes; Caprimulgidae. Bases 47 to 1150 code for a protein of 367 amino acids.
UAACUUGCAUUGCAACUCGUGUUUCUUACUGGACGUGCUUGGCAAGAUGGAGCCGCCGACCUCUUCCAGGCUGAAUUCCCGAAAGAGAAGAAAAGAUGGAUCUGGCCCCAAUGGGGCAACAGAGCUGGAUGGAAUCCCUCCAAAAAUGUCCCGGCGCUCACUCGGACUGAGGGAACCAGCUCCAUUUUCAGAUGAAGUGGAAAUCGAUUACAGCAAGCCAUACAUCAGAGUAACAUUCGAAGAAGCGAUGAGAGGAACCCCUUUGGAUCGCCCCGUCAGAGUUUAUGCCGAUGGAAUAUUUGACUUGUUUCACUCUGGACAUGCCCGGGCCUUGAUGCAGGCGAAGAACCUCUUCCCAAACACAUACCUCAUUGUUGGAGUCUGCAGCGAUGAGCUAACCCACAACUUCAAGGGCUUCACAGUAAUGAAUGAAAAUGAGCGGUAUGACGCUGUGCAGCACUGUCGCUACGUGGACGAAGUGGUGAGAAAUGCACCGUGGACACUCACCCCUGAGUUCCUGGCAGAGCACAGGAUCGACUUUGUUGCACACGAUGACAUCCCCUAUUCGUCUGCUGGCAGUGAUGAUGUCUAUAAGCAUAUAAAGGAAGCAGGCAUGUUUGCGCCAACUCAGAGGACUGAGGGGAUCUCGACAUCCGAUAUCAUCACCCGGAUUGUGCGGGACUAUGAUGUUUAUGCCAGACGGAACCUGCAGCGAGGCUACACAGCUAAAGAGCUCAACGUCAGCUUCAUAAACGAGAAGAAGUAUCACCUCCAGGAGCGCGUGGAUAAGGUGAAAAAGAGGGUGAAGGAUGUAGAGGAGAAGUCAAAGGAAUUUGUCCAGAAAGUGGAGGAGAAGAGUAUCGAUCUCAUUCAGAAGUGGGAAGAGAAGUCCCGGGAGUUCAUUGGCAAUUUCCUGGAGAUGUUUGGCCCAGAAGGCGCAUUGAAACACAUGCUGAAGGAGGGCAAGGGCCGGAUGCUGCAGGCCAUCAGCCCAAAGCAGAGUCCCAGCAGUAGCCCCACGCACGACCGCUCCCCAUCUCCCUCCUUCCGCUGGCCCUUUUCAACCAAGACUCCUCCCUCCUCACCGGCCAACCGCUCCCGGAACGAGUCUGCAGUCACCUACGACAUCAGUGAGGAUGAAGAGGAUUAAGCUACCAGCCGGGAUUUGCUGCGAACUGCUAAUCGCCGAAUCCUAAGUCGGGACCCACUGGGGGGAACUCUA